AUGGAACCCUCCCUAAACCACGUCGCCAGUGAGCAGCAACAGGACGAUUUGUCUCCGCUUAAGCUUAAGCUUGAAAGCUUCGCCGCCACUGCUCUCGAUAUUAGUCCACACAAGCUUCGAAAUAAAAUCCACAAAACCUGGCUCGCGCUGGGUGGAGAUUCCCUGACCGCCAUUAACUUCAUGGGCUAUUGUCAUGACGCUGGCAUUGAUGUUGAUAUUCCCGGUGUCUUGCAAGCUGAAAGUCUUGACGACUUGAUCGAUCGGAUUGCACAAUCUCACCAAUCUAGACAACCGGCCAGCGAUGGAAUUGAGAACUCCUACGGUUCGCCUAAAGGACCCCCUUUAGACGGGCUGCACGACGUCUUGCGCGGUCCUCUUGAUGAGAUCCAGGGCAUCGGACCUUGUUCCCCCAUGCAGGAGAACUUCAUCGCUCUCCAAAGCAUUGAUCCUCGAGCAUACCAGCUACAGCUUGCAACGACAAUAUCUUCCACCAACCCUGCAGUUGCGGUGACUACUGACGCGGUCGGAAAAUCGUGGACAGCGGUGGUGAAAAGGCAUGCUGCUCUUCGAACUAUGUUCGUGGAGAGCGUGGAUCGUCCUGGAAGACUUGACCAGGUCGUGUGGAGGAACACCAAGCCCCAGAUCAGCGUCCUGCCACUCUCUGAGGCCGAAAACAAAGCAUCUUUUGAGGCGUACGGCUCCGAAUUUCCACAUCGUUUAGUCCUGGCACAGGCGCCAGACAAUAAAUUGUUUGUGAGACUAAUCAUCUCGCAUGCUAUAGUCGACGCCGUGUCGAUGGAGAUCCUUUUCCGCGAUCUCUUCCGAGCACUAACAGGAACACUUCCUGCGGAUGAAUACAUGCGAUGUGAGGAUUUCGUGCGAGCUCAGCAGCCUGAUACAUCACAUGAGGCUCUCUCAUAUUGGUCUCGCUACAUGGUGGCCACCGAGGGGAGUUUUUUGAGCAGCCCAAGCUCGAAAACGAGCCCGACUGGGUUCUACACCAUCGACCAAGAAAUGCCCAUCGCGCCAGAUUUGGCUCAGAAGCUUUCGGAUCGGUCCAACGCUACACUGGUAAACGCGUGCCAAGUCGCGUACGCGCUCAUGCUGCGUUGUUACAACGGUGCGAGCAACGUCUGCUUCUCGUACACCACCUCAGGCCGACAGAAGCGUAUUAAGGGUUUGCAAGAUGCUGUUGGUAACUUUGUUAAUACCAUUCCGUGUCGUGUUGAUGUUGGCGAAAACACAACUAUUGCCAAGGCCUUGGAGCGUGCACAAAGCGAUUUCUUAGACAGUCUGCCUUACCAGGGAGCGAGCUUGACAGGUCAACUUGGCGACUCUCUCCUGUCCUUCCAACGCGGAGUGCCUGAAAUAGAACUUGCCAAGGCGGGAUUUGCGGUGGACAUCGUGUCUUGGGAGGCUCCGUCGGACUACAACUACACGCUGGCGAUUAGUAUCGACAGACACCGAUUGGGGCUCAGAUUCAAUGUGUGGGAAUCGCUGAUAUCAAGGGAAGAUGCCCUCAACAUGAUGCAGCUUUUCCGCGACAGUCUAAAUUUCGUGCUCCAAAAUGCGGGUAAGCCUUGCUCUGAUUUCGUGGGACUGACUUUGCAGGACCAGGCGAAAAUAGUAGCCACCAAUGGAAGCCCAUACGCCGUCAUGCGCAAUUGCGUUCACGACCAGGUGUGGGCUACGACACAGCGACAACCUGACAGACCAGCUGUUUACGCGUGGGAUGGAGAGCUAACAUAUACCGAGCUGGGCGACUCAGCCAGCCGGCUGGCUGCCAGCCUUAUUCGUCUCGGUGUAGGACUCGAGGGGAAGGUCGGCGUAUGCAUGGACAAGUCCCUUUGGGUACCAGUCGUUAUGCUAGCAAUCUUGCAAGCCGGAGGCGUGGUUGUACCCCUUGGAAAUCAGCAUCCGCCGAAUCACAUUCAGACUAUCGCUCGUAAUGCCGACAUAUCUAUAUUGUUAGCAGAUCGAGUGCACGCCAACCGGCUGGAAGGCAUCGUGCCUCACAUAGUCGUAGUAGACGCCACUUAUUUGGAUCAACUGCCGCCACCUACGAUCCCUAUUUGGCCCAGCGUGUCGCCAGACAAUGCAGCCUGGAUCGUUCACACCUCUGGAAGCACAGGGGUUCCAAAGGGCGUUGUACUAGAACACAAGACACUAUGCGCCCCGAUGCAUGUCCAAGCAGCCCGUUAUAAGAUGGGACCUUGGACGCGGGCCCUGCAGUUCUCAGCGCAUACUUUCGACAUUGUCGUGAAGGAUAUAUUCACAACCCUAAGCUUUGGCGGAUGCGUCUGUAUCCCCUCGGAAAGCCAACGGCUUGACGACCUCGGAAUGGCCAUCAAAACCAUGCAAGUAAAUUUUACAACGUUGACUCCGACUAUUGCAUCAUUACUUGAUCUACGAGACCUCCCUACGCUCGAUACGAUAGUAUUAACAGGCGAGGCUCUAAGGCCUGCCGUUAUUCAGCCCUGGCUGGAAGAAGGGGGUGUGAAGUGUUUUAAUGGCUACGGCCCCUCCGAAUGUUCGCACGUCUCGACAAUCAACGGGCCUAUUACUCGUGUGGAGGAUGCAUCGAAUAUUGGGUUUCCAGCCGCGAAUUGCCUUUGGAUAGCGGACCCUCUAGAUUUCAACCGCCUAUGCCCCAUUGGCGCUGUGGGGGAACUCUUUAUCGAGGGAGCAAUCGCGCGCGAGUACCUGCACGACCCAGACAAGACGGCAGCAGCCUUCGUCCUAGAUCCGGGCUUUGUAAAGAGGCUUGGAAUAUCGCCUGGCCGGCGUAUGUAUCGUACAGGCGAUCUUGUUCGGCAGAAUAAGGACGGUUCAUUGACCUACCUGGGCCGUACGGACACGCAGAUCAAGAUCCGGGGCCAGCGGGUUGAGGUGGGAGAGAUUGAGAGUCGGAUCUCACAGUCGCUGCCCGGAAACCCACUCACCUGUGUGGAUUUGGUCGAAGCUCGCAAUAAUGCCUUAGGAUCAUCGAUGCUCAUAGCGGCAAUUGACAUGAACGAGGCAGCUUCUCACGGGGAUCCAGUACCAGGCAUACUUUACGAGACAUCCGAAAGUCUGAGAGACUUGUUGCAAAGUCUCCAUUCCAAGCUUGUUGCUGAACUGCCUCUCUACAUGGUGCCAAGCCAUUUUGUGCCCUUUGUAUCCCUACCAACGAAUGCUUCUGCGAAACUGGACCGGCAAGCUAUGCGCGCAAUGCUAGAAACAUUGACGGAAAGCGAGUUGGCAAUGUUCAAGAAGAAGGAUGCGCCGGGUACCAUAUCAACAGAGACGGAGAAGAGUCUUCAGGCAAUCUGGGCCGAGGUGCUUGAGCGCCCUGCAGCGGACAUUGGUAGUAACGACGACUUUAUGCACCUUGGCGGCGACUCGGUGGUUGCUAUGCGCAUGGCUGCAAUUGCUCGGAGGAGGGACAUAUCCCUUUCCGUCGCCGACAUCGUUCAACACCCACGACUGGCCGACCUGGCGCGGAUUGUGGAUGGCUACGAUCUUGCAGUUGAGAGAGCCGCCAAGGAAGACCCUGUGCCCUUUGAGCUGUGGAAUGGAUUUCUUUCGGCGAGCACUGGGGAACAGGAAACGCGGCUGGCCAGCGUGGCUGACCAGUGCACCGUUCCUCCGAGCCGCGUGGAAGACGUAUAUCCUACCUCGCCACUCCAGGAAGGCCUGAUGGCGAUGACGACUCAGUCCCCGGAGACUUAUGUCGCACAACAUGUGUACCGCAUCGAUUCGAAAGUCGACUUGAAGCGUUUCCAAAAUGCCUGGGCCAACGUUGCAAGCUCACUACCUAUUCUGCGGACUCGAAUUGUCUACGCGCCCGACUCAGGCUCGGUACAGGUGGUGACACGAGAUGCACCUCGGUGGACUAGCGCAUCUGAUCUCUCGACAUUUAUCAAAAGAGACCGGGCAGCAUCUUUUGCGUAUGGCACGCCCCUACAUCGAUUUGCCAUCGUCGAUGACUGCAAAAAGGCCACCAAAGGCCAGAGCGAGCGAUAUUUUGUAUGGACAGCUCACCAUUCUGCAUACGAUGGCCAGACUGUCUUUAAGACGCUUAAGAUGCUCUCUCAGGUCUUUCACGGAGGCACUUGCGAUGCUGUAACUCCUACUACACGCUUUAUUCGGUACCUUGAACAAACCACCCAAAACGAAGGGCGGGAGCGGUCCGAGACUUACUGGAAAAAGGAACUUGAAAAUGCGCAAUUGACACAGUUCCCAGAAGUCCCCAGCACCUCAUACCAGCCGUUCGCCGAUGGUGUUCUGAGGCACCGCUUCGAGCAGCUCGGCCGGCCAGAAGAAGUCAGCGGACAUGGCGGCCGUGUGUCACUUGCUAUUCUUCUACGAGCAGCAUGGGCUCUGGUUGUCGCCAGCCGCACCGCAAGCGACGAGGCCAUGCUUGCUGUCGUUCUCUCGGGUCGCGACAUGCCCCUAUUCGGAAUUGAAGACGUGGCUGCACCCACUAUCACCACCGUUCCCUGCAGGAUCAAAAUUGAUCGGAAGAAAGCUGUCGUGGACUUCCUCUCUUCCAUCAACUCCCAGAGCAAAGACAUGGCGCCCUACGCACAAUUUGGCCUUGCUAAUAUUCGACGUGCAGUCCCGGGCCUUUGUCACGACUUCGAUCCUGGACACCUAUUUCUUGUGCAUCCUGGCACGGAGGAUAUUGUAACCGCCGAAGAGAUUGGUCUCCAGAGGGUGACGGGGGAUAGAGGAAACUUCGAAGGCUAUGCACUAGUUGUCGAAUGCACGCUCGAUGCCGGUGGAACCGGAAUAGAUAUCGAAAUGCGAUUCGACAAAAAAGUCCUCUCAUCCUCUCGGGCGACGGCUCUGAUGUCCCAGCUGGAACAUGUUACACGCGAAUUACACCCUUAUAACCUUCCAGGCGCGGCCUUGAAUGCUACCCAACGAAACGCCGCAGUCGGAAAUCUCGACCUUGUCAGCCCGGAAGACAAAGAGAAACUGCUGAGCUGGAACAAGCCAUAUCCGGAUGCUGUGCAAGCGUCUCUGGUUGAGCUUGUAGAAAAACAAAUGAUAAAAAACCCUGAUGCCCUGGCAAUCUGCGCAAGGGAUGGCGAACUCACGUAUUCCCAACUAGACGCCACUGCCGGGCGUCUGGCGCAGCAUCUCGUUCGGCUUGGGGUUGGUCCGGAGAUCUUAGUUGGGCUGUGUAUGGACAAAUCCAAAUUCGCGGUUGUAUCAAUGCUUGCCAUUUUACGGGCAGGCGGUGCUGUUGUGCCGCUUGGGGUACAAUACUCUAAUUCCCGGAUCAAGACCAUUCUUGCUGAUGCCGAGAUCUCUGUGGCGCUUAUCGACUUCGCUCAGGCAAAGAGAUUCAAUGCCCUGGUCCCUUAUCCGAUUAUUGUUAAUGCCAGACUUCUGGACUCGCUACCAGUCCAACGCAAACCUGGGCUCUCGCGGGCAAGCCCAAGCACUCCAGCAUGGGUAAUCUACACAUCUGGAAGUACUGGCGUUCCUAAAGGAGUUGUCCUGGAACAUCAAGCUCUGUGUACUGGUAUCCUUGCCCAGGGAACCCGUUACGUCGUUACAUCCUCGACAAGAACUUUCCAGUUCUCUGCCUUUACCUUUGAUAUUAGCAUUCAGGACAUUUUUACCACUUUGGCCUUUGGAGGCUGUGUUUGUGUCCCUUCAGAAAGGGAUCGUACAGACUAUUUGGCAUCUGCGAUGACAGAGUUAGAAGUGACGUUCGCUACCUUCACGCCGACUGUUAUCUCAUUGCUCAAUCCGGAUAGCGCUCCAACGUCACUUAAUACCAUUGUUCUGGCGGGCGAAGCAGUAAAGCCCGCAGUCGCCAAGCCCUGGCUGGGACGUGUAAAUGUAUUCAACGGUUAUGGGCCAGCCGAGUGCUCAAUUUUCUCUGCCAUAAACGGUCCAAUGCUCCGCUCGAAAGAUGCACCUAUCAUUGGCUCUCCUGUGUCGAACCGUCUAUGGGUGACAAGUCCGCUCGACCAUAACUCCCUUGUCCCCGUUGGAGCUGUAGGUGAAUUGCUUAUUGAAGGCCCUCUACUUGCUCGCGAAUACCUACACGACCCUGAAAAGACGACAAAUUCCUUCGUGCUUGACCCGCAUUUUGUUAGUUCGCUUCUUCUACCACCCGGACGCCGCAUGUACCGAACUGGCGAUCUUGUCCGGCAGAACAGCGACGAUGGCUUGUUGGAGUAUCUUGGCCGCCUCGACACGCAGAUCAAAAUCCGCGGCCAGCGCGUGGAAGUUGGGGAAAUCGAAAGUCAUAUUGUGCGUCUUCAACCAGAGAUUCAAUGCGCGUGCGUAGACCUCGUGCAGCUGCAGAACGUCUCGGACCCAAUGCUCCUAGCUACAGUGGAGGUUCCAAGUGAGUUCGGACUUGAUGAUGGCGACGCCGAGGACGACUAUGACCUUGACCUGGCAGAGUUGCCAGACCCCGUUUCUCGGCCUUCGCAGCGUCUGAAAGCCAUAUUAGGAGAGCUUCGCUCCGAGCUUCUUCGAAUUCUGCCCCUCUACAUGGUUCCAACAUAUUUUAUACCAAUGAGCCUCUCGGUGAAUGCAUCGGGCAAAUUAGACCGGCAAAGUAUAAGGACAAUACUCGAAGGUCUCAGCCUCGAACAGCUGAGAGCGUUGGCCGCUGACCGAAGGAGUACGAUUGAGAACCGAAUGCUCUCAGAGACUGAGGAACAGCUUCGUCUUUUAUGGGCCCAAGUGCUUGGUAUUCCAGAAGGGGAGAUUGGAGCCGUGAACGAUGACUUCUCCCAGCUCGGGGGAGACUCGGUAACGGCUAUGAGGCUCGUUGCAGCAGCGCAAACGGCGCCAAUACCAAUGCAACUUGGGGUUGCGCAGAUUCUCCGAAACCCACGCCUCGCGGAUAUGGCACGGGUGUCAAAGGAGCACACUGCUACAGCAGCGUGCGCGGCGGAAGCGGAUCCAGAGCCAUUCGCGCUUUGGAACGGCUUCACCGAUGUAGAUGCAGAAAAGAAGAAGGCAUGGCUUGCCACCCUAGCCAAGCAAUGCAAAGAUCUUGCUGGACCUGAUGAGAUUGUCGACGUGUAUCCCGCAACCUCCUUACAGGAGGGGUUGAUGGCGACUACAUCCCAGCAGACGAGCGCAUACGUUGCACAGCAAGUCUUCCGGAUGGGAGCAGAUGUCGAUGUUUCACGCCUGCAACGGACAUGGGAACUACUGAGCAACAAACUCUCGAUCCUCCGCACACGCAUUGUCUACACUGCUCAGGGUUCCGUCCAGGUCGUCGUGAAGAAGGCACCAGAGUGGGAGCUUGUCACCGACCUGCCCAGCUAUCUGGCAGAGGAUCAAUCAAGGCCCUUUGCUUAUGGGACGUCUCUUCAUCGUCUGGCGAUUGCCCAGGACGAGACAAGCAGGUCCUUUGUAUGGACUGUGCAUCAUGCGGCAUAUGACGGAUGGUCAUUAUUGCUUGUCAUGCGAAUGCUCGUCCAAAUCUACCAGGGAGGGGAAGGCAGCUUUGUUGUAACUCCGGUCUCGCGCUUUAUCAGGUACAUACAGCAGACAGACGAGGACGCCAUAGCCACAUACUGGAGAGACCAACUGGAAGAUGCCCAAUUAAACCGAUUCCCCCCACUCCCAUAUUCGACAUAUCAACCACAUGCCAGGGGUCUUCUCCAAACUCGACUCCACAGCUUCUCAGAGAAGUACCGCAGAGAUAGAAGCAGCAGCAGCAUCACAACAGUUUCUCUGGGCGUCCUUUUGCGUGCAGCAUGGGCCGUGACUGUAGCGACCUACACUGGGACCGACGAGGCAAUAGUGAAUAUUGCUCUAAGUGGCCGUGAUGCCCCAGUCCUAGGCAUUGCUAAUGUCGUUGGGCCAACCCUCACAACAGUGCCGGUCCGAAUAGUGAUGGACAUGGAGCAGUCUGUGGACGAGUUCCUAGCUGCUGUAGAUCAGCAAGCCAAGGAAAUGGUUCCUUUUGCGCAUGCUGGACUGCACAGGAUUCGAAACGCAGUGCCGGAGCUCGGCUCAGAUUUUGAUGCAGGUCACCUAUUCAUUAUACAGGCGGCAUCCACAAAAGGUGAAAUUCAGAGCCUUGAGGCUAUUGGCCUCAAGCUUGACACAGCCAUAACAGAAAGCGCAGAAAACCCGGACUUUGGCGGUUACGCCCUCGCCGUAGACUGUACGGUCAACGCUGACUCGGUCGACAUUGAAAUUCGCCAUGACAACAACGCGCUCCCGCAGCCUAGAGCAGAGGCCCUUCUGUCCCAGUUCGAGCAUACUAUCCGGCAGCUAGAGACCCACGGUCGUGGAGGUUCCAUGGCCAACCUUGACCUUUUCAGUCCAGCUGACGCCGAUACUGUACGGAAAUGGAAUCAGAACACCCCGUUAGCUAGACAGGUCUGCAUCCACGAGCUUGUACAAAAAACGGCCUAUGAGAAUCCAGGUUCUCAAGCCGUCGACGCGUGGGAUGGGAAGUUUUCCUACGCAACUCUUCACGGCACUGCUCGCCGGCUCGCUCACCACUUGGUUAGUUACUGCGGCGUUGGUCCAGAGGUCACCGUUGGGCUGUGCAUGAAUAAGUCGCGCUGGGCUAUCGUGUCGAUACUGUCGAUACUUAUGGCAGGUGGCGUCGUGGUGCCCUUAGGAGUCCAGCAGCCACUCAUGAGAGUCGCGACCAUUGCGGGUGACUCAAAUAUAUCCAUCAUCCUGGUCGACACAGAACAGGCUACACGUCUCGCGCGACUGGAGGGUAUCUCGCCACGCCUCGUUGUCGUGGACGCCGCCUUCCUAGGAGGUUUGCCACCUCCUGCGACUAUAAGGCCAGUCUGCGAUAGCGUUUCUCCCGAUAACGCGGCAUGGAUCGUGUAUACUUCUGGUAGUACUGGAGUACCAAAGGGCAUCGUCCUCGAACACAGGGCGCUUUGCAGCAGCUUUUAUGCGCACGGUCCUCGCGUCGGAUUUGAUGCUGAUACUAGAGCCCUCCAGUUCUCUGCCUACACUUUUGACAAUGCCAUCGAGGAUAUCUUGUCUGUAUUGGUGUUUGGAGGCUGUGUUUGCGUUCCAUCUGAGGACCAGCGUCUCAACGCGCUCACCGAUACCAUCCGCCAUAUGAACGUUAACCUUAUCAACACCACACCGACCGUUGCGUCACUCAUCCGGCCAACUGAUGUGCCUAUGCUCAAGACUUUGCUCCUUGGCGGCGAAACCGUUAGUCCCGCGGUUGUCGAACAAUGGCUCGGAUACACCAAAAUAAUAAAUACAUAUGGCCCAGCGGAAUGUUGCAUUGAUAUCAGCUGUUCGGCGCCCAUGAAGCAACCACGCGACUCGUAUACAAUCGGGUUCUCGCUUGGCGUCUGCUUCUGGGUUACGAGCCCAUCUGACUACAACCGUCUAGUUCCCAUUGGGAUACCAGGAGAACUCCUAGUAGAAGGCCCGCAUCUCGGAAGAGGAUACCUCAACGAUCCAGACAAAACGGCCAAGGCUUUUGUAUGGGAUCCUGACUUUGUAGCGCAGCUUGGCAUAUCACCGGGGCGUCGUAUGUACAGGACAGGAGACCUCGUGCAGCAGAAUACCAAUGGCUCGCUAAUCCACCUUGGUCGAAUCGAUACCCAAAUCAAAAUCCGUGGCCAAAGAGUAGAGACUGGGGAGAUUGAGAGUAAUAUAGUCCGGCUCCAACGGGAAGUUCAAAUUGCCUGUGUCGAUCUGGUACGGCCGAGUAGUGCGUCUGACGACCCGAUGCUCGUAGCCGCAAUCGACGUUCAUGAAUUCGGCCGCGACGAAAACGACAAGGAGGAUAUCCUACCACCGCAAACAGUGCGCCGGCCGACGGAUGCUCUUAGUGCUAUGAUUCGAAAUUUGCGGGCUGAGUUGUUGCUGGUCCUUCCGCGAUAUAUGGUGCCGCAAUUCGUUCCGAUGACGAGUUUGCCACUCAAUGCAUCGAGCAAGUUGGAUAGAAAGGCUACUCGUACGAUCCUUGCGGGUCUGAGCCGCGAAAAACUCGGGGUGUUUGAGAAAUCAACCGAAAGCCCCGAGGACAGAAUUUUGUCGCCCAUGGAAGACAAACUCCGCCGUAUCUGGGUUGAAGUGCUGGGGUGCUCGCCCGAUGUAGGCGCUCAUGACCAUUUUGUCCAGCUCGGAGGCGACUCCGUCACCGCUAUGCGUCUUGUUGCUGCAGCACAGGGAGUAGACAUACGAAUUGGAGUAGCAGAUAUCCUCCAAAACCCACGAUUAUCGGAUUUGGCUCGCGUGGCUGAGAAUUAUAGCGUGACAGGAGUCACCGAGCAAGAUCCGGCCCCGUUCGAGCUUUGGGACGGAUUCAAUGAUGCAGAUGCAAAAAUGCAGAAGGAAUGGCUUUCAGGAAUCGCCGAGCGAUGUGAUGUCGCACCACAAGAUAUUGAGGAUGUAUACCCAGUGACGCCUCUCCAGGAUGGCCUUAUGGUUGUGACAGCUCAGCAGCCUGGUGCGUACGUUGCGCAGAAUGUCUUCCGCAUCCGAGAUGUCGACAUGGCACGUUUCAAGGAGGCUUGGUCAAAACUUAUCAGUUCUCUCCCGAUUCUACGGACCCGCAUCGUUUACCACACUGCACGGUCAGGCUCGGUACAGGUAGUCGUGCGCAGAGCCCUAGACUGGAACCAGGCAAACAACUUGCAAACGUAUCUAGCACAGGAUAAAGCGUUGCCCUUUGCUUAUGGAACACCGCUACACCGUCUGGCGAUUGUCGAGCACGUGGGAGUUGUGGAAGAUGAGGCAAAGUACUUCGUGUGGACUCAGCAUCACAGCGGUUACGACGGUUAUCAAAACAGUCUAACGCUCAAUAUGCUUGCUCAAAUUUAUCAAAACAAAGGAGGACAGUACCACCCCCCGCCCCCAGUCCCUCGGUUCAUCAAAUAUCUGCAGCAGAGAGACAAAGAACAGGUGGCUACCUUCUGGAAGCAGCAACUGGAAGAUGCUCAUCUGGCUCGCUUUCCCCCGCUCCCGCACCCGUUAUACCGCCCACAUGCCGAUAGCCUCUCACGGCGGCGAGUACAGCGCAGCAGGCCACACAGUGGAGCGCCAGUCGUGAUUCUCUUGCGAGCAGCGUGGGCUAUCACGGUCGCUACUUACACAGGUAGUACUGAGGCCACCUCAGCUAUUGCACUCUCCGGCCGUGACAUCCCGGUUUUGGAUAUCAGCAACGCAGUUGUGCCCACCCUUGCCACUGUGCCAGUGAGAACAUGUCUCGAUCGUACGCAACUUGUUUCUGAUCUCUUGGCCGCUAUGGGGCGGCAAAGUGAACAGAUGAAGCCGUUCUUGCACACAGGUAUGCAGCAUAUCCGUGCUGCGGUGCCUGGUCUAGGAGUCGACUUUGACCCGGGGCACCUAUUCAUCAUACAACCAACUAUGGGAGACAGGGAUAACGAUCCUCUCCUAGCAAUCGGCCUCGAAGAACUUGCCACUGACAUGGCGGAUUUUGGUGGAUACGCACUCGCGGUACAAUGCACCAUCAAUGCCGACCGGACAGUAGAUGUCGAGAUGCGAUACGACGACGGGGUGCUUCCAAUGCCAAUGGUCGAGGCGCUUCUCUCACAGUUUGAACAUAUGAUGCAACAGCUGGAAACUCACGGCGAUACUGCUAUCGGCGACCUUGAUCUUUUCAAACCGGCUGAUGUAGAGAGGAUUCGAAGAUGGAAUCAGCCCGUCCUUCAGGCUGCCCCCAACCGGUCUUGUAUCCAGGACCUCGUGCAGACGAUGGUUAACAGACAGCCACAUGCACAGGCCGUGUCAUCGUGGGAUGGUGAACUAUCCUAUGCAGCGUUGAGCAAAGCUGCUUGCCGGUUAGCCCACCAUUUGGUCAGCCUCGGAGUUGGGCCAGAAGUGACUGUCGGCGUGUGUAUGGAUAAAUCGCUAUGGGCGAUGGUGGCGAUGCUGGCCAUUCUCCAGUCUGGCGGUGUAGUGGUGGCACUAGGCACGCAGCACCCAUUGAGCCGUAUCGAAACAAUUGUCGCAGACGCUGGCAUUCGUGUGACUCUAGUCGACCAGGUGCAAGCAAAGCGGCUUCAGGGCAUGCCACAUCCGAUUGUGGUUGACCAAUCUAUUGUCGAGCAGCUCCCAGAACACACAAGCCUUCCUUGGACGAGUGUAACUCCAGACAAUGCAGCCUGGAUCGUUUAUACGUCGGGCAGCACUGGUACGCCAAAGGGCGUCGUUCUCGAGCAUCAGGCACUCUGCACGGGAAUCUUAAGCCACGGCACCCUGUUCGGCAACAGCGCCCAUACCCGUGCUCUUCAAUUUGCUUCGCACACCUUUGGCGUCGUAAUUGAAGACAUGUUUACAACGCUCAUCUUUGGGGGCUGUACAUGUAUUCCAUCCGAGGACCAGCGCCUGGACAUGACCGAGCUUGCACGUACGAUCCGUCGCAUGCACGUCAACUUUGUCAAUCUGACGUCUACUGCUGCAUCCCUGAUUGAUCCGCACGACGUCCCUGGGAUUGAAACGUUGGUACUUGGUGGCGAGGCCGUCAGGCCUGCCGUGGUGGAAUUGUGGGCAAAACAUGCAAAGAUCCUCAACGCCUACGGACAGAGUGAAUGCUCUGUCGAGUCAGUUAUCAGCGUGGUUGAACAGGAGCGGGACGCGGCCAACAUUGGCUUUCCUAUCGCCGAAUGCGCUGCUUGGGUGGUCGAUCCGUCCAACUACAACCGCCUUGUCCCGGUAGGAGCCCCAGGUGAACUCUUGAUUCAGGGGCCACUUCUUGCACGAGGCUAUCUGAACGACGCAGACAAAACCGCAGCUUCUUUCGUGUCGGACCCGGAAUUUCUCGCCCGGCUUGGUCUCUUGUCUGAGCGUGGUAGUCGCAUGUAUUGUACUGGCGAUCUCGUGCAGCAGAAUGAAGAUGGCUCACUGGUUUACCUGGGCCGUUGCGAUAGCCAAAUUAAGGUCCGGGGGCAACGGGUAGAGCCUGGAGAGGUUGAGAGUCGUAUUGUCCAGCUUCAUCCAGAGAUCUCCCACGCUUUUGUGGACUUGGUGAGACCGCGCGACACACCUGCAUCCGCCGAUCCCGUGCUCGUGGCCGCAAUCGAACUCCAGGAAGGUGUUGAAAUUGGGGCCAGUGACUACGAUGACAAGUACGGCUUGCCACCAGCAGUCCAACCGCCCACACAGGAUCUAACUGCAAUGAUACAAAAGAUACGUGCAGCUCUACUCCAGGACCUUCCUCCCUACAUGGUCCCCGGCUAUUUUGUGCCUAUGUCAAGCCAUUUGCCUGUUAAUGCUUCCGGAAAAUUGGAUCGAUUUGCCACCCGCGCAAUCCUCGACAGCUUGAGCCGAGAUCAACUCGGAGCCUUCAGUAGGGUAGAGAGGGAUCUGGACAGGGCACUCUCGGCAACCGAGGAGCAGCUCCGUGCAGCAUAUGCUGAGGUGCUUGGCUGCCACGCGGACGACAUAGGGCCUGAUGACCAUUUCUUCCAACUAGGAGGUGACUCUGUGGCGGCAAUGCAUGUUGUUGCGGCGUGCCGCCAGCGAGGCAUGACCGUCUCUAUCCGAGACUUGUUGCAAAGACAAAGCAUCGCGGCUCUAUCUUCGUGCUUGGAAGCAACGACCGAAGACGAGACAUCUUAUGACUUGAAUGGAUUGCCAGAGGAGUCAUCCGCCGUGACAGACAUCCAGGAGUGGAUGUUGAACUACCAUGUCGCUCGCCCAGAUGUCGGCAUGACUUAUUUUGCGCUGGAUGCAACAAAGCCACUGGUUGGCGAGAGGAUGGCGAAUGCCUGCAGGAAGCUCUUCACCACUAUCGAGGUCCUACACACGGGUUUUGUUGUGGCGGAUGGAAGAUGGAAGCGGGUCGUGAUACCGGCGUUUACACCAAUCGUUGAAACAUAUACCACCGACGCCACGAUCGACAAAUGGACCGAGGAUUUUAUACAGCGUGAGGGAUUCAAACCUCUCGAGCCCGGACGACCGCUAGCAGACAUUGCCAUCUGCACCACCAGGAAGCAGGGUGGGGAACAUCGGAUCCUUUUCCGCCUCUCUCACGCCGUGUGGGACGGCAUGUGUAUAACGAAGUUGUGGUCGACCCUCCAGGAUCUCUAUCAGAAUGGCCAAACCAAAAAGGUAACAUCAUUCUCGCAGUACAUCGCCCAGGUUGAGAAGCGCCGAACUCCAGAGGCAUCCAGAUACUGGACCAAGCUUCUCAAGGAUGCAACAAUGACGCCCAUUGGACACACCACACUUCAAGACAAGGACUAUGUUUGGCGGGCCGGAGUGAUAGGCCCCAAGAUCAUGGAAAUAGGCCAGAAUCUUCCCAAAGGCUCGACCUGCGCAAGCGUUGUCAAAGCAGCGUGGGCCCUUGUGCUGGCUCGACAUGCAAAGCGCAAUGACGUCGUAUUCGUAGACCUUGUAUCUGGCCGUGCGGAGGUUGGUCCGUCUGUUAUGGACACGGUUGGAUGUUGUUCGACUCCCAUGCCGGUGCGCAUCAGACUUGACCCAUCAUCGACGUAUGCGGACCUCGUGCAUGCGGUCCAAAAACAGCAGCUGGAUAGUAUCCCCUUCGAGACGUUUGGCUUCAGUCGAAUCGCUCAGCAAUGCACAGACUGGCCCGCAGGGACCGCAGCUACAUCUUGGAUCAACCAUGUGCCGACACGAAUUGGUGGAAGUAAACUUGACAUUGGAGGCACUGAAUAUACAAUCUGCCAGCCAAAGCAAGAGGAGCAAAACUGGACCUUCAGCGAAACGCGAAUUUCCUGGCUACACAUCGGCAACAACCUUGAGUUCACUCUGGCAUAUGCUGUCGAAAAGGUACCUGAGCAGAUUGCCCAAGGUCUCUACGACGGACUCGUUUCCACCAUUGAGCGAGUUCUCACGUCACCGCAAGCCUUGAUUGGUAGUCAACUGCCAGGAGGAGUGAGCAAUACGCAAUAA
Molecule: messenger RNA, 14850 nt
Organism: Venustampulla echinocandica
Lineage: Eukaryota; Fungi; Ascomycota; Leotiomycetes; Helotiales; Pleuroascaceae
Exons: 3
Coding region: 1-14850 (4949 amino acids)
Biological process (GO): secondary metabolite biosynthetic process; amino acid activation for nonribosomal peptide biosynthetic process
Cellular component (GO): cytoplasm
Molecular function (GO): catalytic activity; phosphopantetheine binding
Source: RefSeq, a predicted model, not a curated record